AGUUACUUGUUGUCCACGGAUCUUCCCUCAGCAAGUUCCUCUAUUUAAGCUCUAUAUUCUGCCUUUGCUCUACUUUCUUUUAACUGUUUUACAAUCUCCUCCUCUCAGCUGUCUUGCUAUAAAUUUUUUUCUUGAAUUUGCUUCUUUUGUGCAUAUAUUUUUAGGUUCUUGUAGAGGAUUUUAAGCUUGGUGUUUGUGAUAUUAAUGGAAGGUGCUGUUGUGGUCAACAAAGGAGAAGAUCUUAUCGAUCUGCCUCCUGGUUUUCGUUUCCAUCCAACUGAUGAAGAAAUCAUAACUCAUUAUCUUACUGAGAAGGUGAUGAACAGCUGUUUCAGUGCAUGUGCUAUUGGUGAAGUUGAUCUCAAUAAAUCCGAACCAUGGGAUUUGCCUAAGAAAGCAAAGAUGGGAGAAAAAGAAUGGUACUUUUUUUGCCAGAGAGAUAGAAAAUACCCAACUGGUAUGAGAACUAACCGAGCUACGGAGGCUGGAUAUUGGAAGGCCACCGGAAAAGACAAGGAGAUUUACAAGGGAAAAAACUGCCUUGUUGGGAUGAAGAAGACUCUUGUUUUCUACAGAGGGAGAGCUCCUAAAGGAGAGAAAACUAAUUGGGUCAUGCAUGAAUAUAGACUUGAAGGCAAAUUCUCUUAUUACAAUCUUCCUAAAGCUUCAAAGGAUGAAUGGGUUGUCUGUAGGGUUUUCCACAAGAGCACAGGGAUAAAGAAAACUUCAAUUCAGGAUCUUUUAAGGGUGAACUCUUUUGGUGAUGAUUUCUUGGACUAUUCAUCACUCCCACCUCUCAUGGAUCCUCCUCAAUAUAACAGGCCUGGCUCCAGCAGUUUCAACGAUGAAGACGAUGAAUUCAAAGCCAUGAUUAACAAUAAUCAAAACUAUCUUCAUCAUCAGCUUCCAAAUUCCAGCUACGAAGCACCAAUAACUUCCACUUUCUACUCUCAAAUCCCAGCCUCAAGCCCUCUCUUCACCUUCCAAACCACACCAACUAUGUCUGGUUACUUCCCAAGCUCUAGCUUUGGUGCUAAUGAACAAACCAUUUUACGAGCAUUGGCUGCCAAUACUGAAACUUCUGUGCAGGAGAAACACUGCAAGGUUGAGCAAUUUUCAUCUAACCAAUCUGUGGCCACCCUCUCACAGGACACUGGACUAAGCACAGACAUCAACACCACCACCACCGAGAUAUCAUCGGUGGUCUCGAAGCAAGAAAUCGGAAGCAACAAAUUGUAUGAUAAUCUCGAAGGCCCAUCAUCAGUCAGCCCCAUUGCAGAUUUAGAGGUCUUGUGGGAUUACUGAUCAGUUCUGUCUGUUCUAUAAAAUUCUUAGAGAUAUAUGUGAUGAUGAUGAUUUGAAACAAUCUUCUUCUCUCCACUAGGUAAAUUUGAUUAUAGUUUUAAAAAGUUAUUGGAUUCACACAUGAAUAUUCUUGUAUAGAUUAUAGGUUAAGUUCAUGAUAUUCAAACCUUGCAGAUUCCAUUUUUAGUGACAGAUACAGAAGGAAAAAUAUCCAUGAAUAUAUACAUAUAAUUCAUGUACAUUUAUUCUUUUAUAUUAAAUAGUGCAUUUUAUUUUUUGGGUUUUAA
This is a messenger RNA of Manihot esculenta (cassava), 1592 nucleotides long. RefSeq names its product NAC domain-containing protein 87. Gene Ontology annotation, molecular function: DNA binding. The transcript has 3 exons. The record is from RefSeq and is a predicted model, not a curated record. Lineage: Eukaryota; Viridiplantae; Streptophyta; Magnoliopsida; Malpighiales; Euphorbiaceae. Gene Ontology annotation, biological process: regulation of DNA-templated transcription. Bases 205 to 1305 code for a protein of 366 amino acids.